AAUUGACUUAUCCCAGGGGGCAGAUGUAGCGGGGGCCCAUUUUCUCUCCGCUGACCAUACGUGUCUCACUUUUAUCUCGACUAGUCUUCUCUCUGUCUGUCACACAGAGGAGAACGAGCAAGCAUCUGCACAUCUGGAUAUUUGUCCCUUGUAGGGAAAAGAAAAAGAACACACAUCACCGUCUGUUUUGGUUUACAGUAGGCCUUUGAAGGACACAACCAGAAACGCUUCUCUUCCCCUGAAACCAUGGGCAACAACAAGAGCAGUGCUGUAUCCAAGGAGAUCCUCGAAGACCUGAAGCUUUCCACCAAGUUCAGCGAGACAGAGAUCACCCAGUGGUACGAAAACUUCCAGAAGUCGUGUCCGUCGGGCCGCAUCACGCCCGAGGAGUUCGAGUCCAUCUACAGCCGUUUCUUCCCAGAGAGUGAUGCCCAGACGUACGCGCAGCACGUCUUCCGCUCCUUCGACACCAAUGAUGACGGCACUCUGGACUUCAAGGAGUACAUCAUCGCCCUUCACUUGACGUCCACAGGCAAGACCACAAGGAAGCUUGAGUGGGCCUUCUCGCUGUUUGAUGUGGACAAGAAUGGAUACAUCACCAAGUCGGAAGUGGCCGAGAUUUGCAGCGCUAUUUUCAAGCUGAUUCCUAAGGAUAAACAGGCUGAUCUGCCCAAUGACGAAAACACACCUGAGAAGAGAGCUGAGAAACUCUGGAAAUUUUUUGAUAAAAAAGAAAAUGAGCGAGUUGCUGAAGGCGAGUUCAUCAAAGGUGUGAUGGAAAAUGAGGAUGCGCUUCGUCUCAUUCAGUAUGAACCUACAACAAAGUAGAUCCCUACUAAUCAGUUCUGUAACCUCAGUUCUACAUUAAUUGCUAUGGUCCUAGUGCUGUUUGUCCAGUUUUGCCAACUCAUAUAUUUGUUGUGCUGCCAAACAUGACUGUAAGAGUUGGUCAGACAGCACAAAUCCAUCUAGGAUCAGGCUACUACAUUCCCAAAUCCUAUCCUCAACUUUCACCUCAGACUUCAGAAAAUAAUUAGUUUUCAUCCCAGUCUAAUGUCAAUGCUGAUCAGACCUGGGUACAAAUAGUAUUUGUUUAAACCCAAUAGUACUAUUUGAACCUAAGUCUGGUACUAAAAUGCACUGUAGUCCAGAAUGAGAUCUGAGGGACAUCUCUAAGAAAACCAACGCUUGUCCAGUUCACCAAUGUAAUGCUCACUGACAUCUGAUGUAAUUAAAAUGUAAAAUUGAGUAUACUGGUAUUACAAAAAAUAUAUUUGUUGAAUGUGAUUUUUAGCUUCAGAAUGAUUUUACAAUGGUUAAUGAGGGUUGGGAUCUGGUAAAAAAGUGAGGGAUCUAGAUUAUAAAAAAGUAAUAAGUAACCUGUUGAUAAUUUUUAAUAAAAUAUGUGCUAUUUGCUAUUUAAUUAAAUAUUUUGAUACAUGUGUGAUUGGGGAAAAUUAUAAACAUUAUAAAUAUUAAAAUGUUUUAGAACCAUGUUUCCCAAUCCUAGUUCUGUAGACCCCAAGGAGUGCAUGUUUUUGUUUUUGCCCAAAUACUCAAUAUAUUCAAAUGUUGCCCUACCAUUUACUCAAUGUGUUAAGUCAUUCAUUUGAAUCAGGUGUGUAAGUAUUAGGGCAAAAAUGUGCACUCCUUGGAGUCUCUGGGACUAGGAUUGGGAAACACUGUUUCAGAGGUUUGUGAAUCUUAAUUAUAGAAACAAAGCACAGCACUCACUGUAUUCCACUGAAUCAAUAAGUAACUUUAUGGUACCUUUGAUCUUUGAAGGUUGAUGAUUCACAUAAUGGCAACAAUUAUACCACCUGCAAGACUCUGUAGCUCUACUAAUAUCAUUUAUUCUCUUUUACAAUUAGUUAAAUUGUAAAAUAGUAAUUAUCUCUUGAAAUUAAAAGAUAAAACUUUUGCUUUUGGUUUAGUUCCUUUGUCUUAUUCUAUUUUUAAAAUGACAAACUUCACACAAGUGCAAAUAUUUAGUAGAUCCGUCCCUCUGUUUUGGGAAGUGCGUACCAUAAGAGAAAAUGAGGUGAAGUUAACUGUCAUGUUAAAAUGUACAAAUUCACAGUGUUAGCAUGUCAGCUUGUGAGAUAUCAACGCUACACGGAUCUUAGUGAUCUUGCAGCCGGUGACCAAAUAUCAAAUCUGUCUAAUAAAUCACCCCCCCCUCCUGUCCCAUUUUUGUACUGUAUUUGUUUUUCAGAUUUUGAUUCAAAACUAAUAUUGUGAAAUAAAGCAAUUCACUCCAAUAA
Molecule: messenger RNA, 2264 nt
Organism: Esox lucius (northern pike)
Lineage: Eukaryota; Metazoa; Chordata; Actinopteri; Esociformes; Esocidae
Gene: rcvrn3
Product: recoverin 3
Exons: 4
Coding region: 247-828 (193 amino acids)
Molecular function (GO): calcium ion binding
Source: RefSeq, a predicted model, not a curated record